This is a messenger RNA of Apis florea (little honeybee), 930 nucleotides long. Its product is annotated as dynein axonemal light chain 1. The record is from RefSeq and is a predicted model, not a curated record. Lineage: Eukaryota; Metazoa; Arthropoda; Insecta; Hymenoptera; Apidae. Gene Ontology annotation, molecular function: alpha-tubulin binding; dynein heavy chain binding. Gene Ontology annotation, biological process: outer dynein arm assembly. Gene Ontology annotation, cellular component: cytoplasm.
AUGUCAAUUGAUCUGGCAAUGACUCUUAAACCAACAACUUGUAAGGAAGCUAUUCAGCGAUGGGAAGAUAAGACAGGUCUAAAUGCCAAUGAAGAAAAAGAAAUUAUUUUAUCCUUUCAAUGGCCGCCGAUUGAAAAAAUGGAUAAUAAUUUAGCAGCACUUACUGCUGUAGAAAAAUUAUCUCUCUCAACAAACAUGAUAGAAAAAAUUACUGGUAUUAGUGCAUUAAAAAAUUUAAAAAUCCUAUCUUUGGGUCGCAAUCAAAUUAAAACAUUCUCUGGAUUAGAAGCAGUUGGAGAACAUUUAGAAGAAUUAUGGAUAUCAUAUAAUCUAAUCGAAAAAAUUAAAGGUGUGAAUGUAUUGAAAGCAUUAAAAGUGCUUUAUAUGUCGAAUAAUCUGGUAAAAGAUUGGGCUGAAUUUAAUCGUUUGCAAGAAAUUCCGCUUCUCGAAGAUUUAUUAUUUGUCAAUAAUCCUAUCUGUGAAGGUAUGGAUGCAGAAUCUUGGCGUAGCCAAGUAACUAGAAGACUACCAAAACUAAAAAAACUCGAUGCUAUACCGGUUGUAUAAUUAUUUAAUCUAGUUAAAUGUACGAAAUGACAGUAAAAAUUUGAAUUUAAUAAAAAAUUUUGCAAUAAAAUUGCAAAAUAUGUAUUUACACGGUAUAGUGUACAUUUAUAAUACAUUUUUUUUUAUAUUUGAAUAUAAUACAUUGUAUUGACAUUAUCGACAUUGCCUUAUUUUAUAAUUUUUUGUGAUGGUCAAUUAAUAAUCUUCAACUUUCAUGUCAUUUAAUCCCAGUUCUUCAUUCUGAUCAAAAGUUCUUUCAUAUUUAGUAAUCUUUAAACCAUUAUCUAAACCUUCAUUAGAAAGGCUUUGAAUGUAACUAUUACCCGCCGGAUCAUCUAAUAUAAGUGUAAUCUUUCGUUUUCC